Messenger RNA from Teleopsis dalmanni, 1392 nucleotides. RefSeq names its product phosphatidylinositol 4,5-bisphosphate 5-phosphatase A-like. The transcript has 2 exons. Gene Ontology annotation, biological process: phosphatidylinositol dephosphorylation. Gene Ontology annotation, cellular component: cytoplasm; ruffle; plasma membrane. The record is from RefSeq and is a predicted model, not a curated record. Lineage: Eukaryota; Metazoa; Arthropoda; Insecta; Diptera; Diopsidae. Gene Ontology annotation, molecular function: phosphatidylinositol-4,5-bisphosphate 5-phosphatase activity. Bases 263 to 1324 code for a protein of 353 amino acids.
CUCUCUUUGAAUUUCUAGUAGUCAAUGAGUUCAGCGGAAAACAACAAUAGUAGUUCGUAAAUCAGAAGCCAUAAAAGAUGCAUUGCGUAUUAGUUGAGUACGUAUAAGAUUUAAAAAAACUUUCAGACGCGGAGCUGAAGUGAAGUGUUAUAUAAAAAAAGCGGACAAAAUUUACUAGUAAUAAGCAAGAUUGACGUAAACUUGCAAAAAUAAACGUGACUUGAAUUCAAAACCAGUAUAAAAUUCGUCGAAUCGAUAAGUCAUGGUCGCUGCAAAGGCUAUUGCAGAUCUCUGCAUUUAUAUAUUAACUUGGAACGUUGGUACGAAUUCGCCAAAUAAUCUGUCAUUGACAGAUGCACUAUCGCUAAAUGGUACUUCCAAUUGCCCUGACCAACAAAUCCCUGAUAUAUAUGUUAUUGCAUUACAAGAAGUUAAUACCAAGCCAAAAAAUCAACUUUUAAACUAUUUUCAAGAUGAUCCUUGGGUUUUCAAGAUACGUGAACAUUUUAACGAUAAACAGUUUGCCAAAGUAUCAACAGAACAAUUGCAAGGAAUUCUCAUUAUGAUGUUUUCGCAAAUACAGCAUAUUCCACAUAUAAAGGAUAUUGAAGUUGGAAGUACUAAGACUGGUUUUGGUGGCUUAUGGGGUAACAAAGGUGCAGUUAGCAUACGUAUGAGUUUAUAUGGUACUGGUGUGGCAUUUGUUGGUGCACAUUUAGCAGCUCACGACAAAAAACUAAAAGAACGAAUAGAAGAUUAUAAUCAAAUUAUAAAUAAUCAUCACUAUGAUACAAACAAAUACAAAACGAUAUUUGAUCACGAUUUUGUUUUUUGGUUUGGUGAUCUAAACUUUCGCAUCGAUGGUACUGACUCAGCCUGGGAUAUACGUACUUUAGUGGAAGCUCGCCAAUUUGCUGAGCUACUUGAACGUGAUCAAUUAAAUUUAGUGCGUAAAACUGGAAAUGCUUUUGGCCGAUUAGAAGAGCAUACAAUUGAUUUUGCACCUACAUUCAAAUUUAUUGAGGGUACAUCGGAUUACGAUUUAAAUCGUAGACCUGCAUGGUGUGAUCGCAUUCUAUAUCGUGUUCAAGCUGAUAAAUAUCCUAGCAUUAAGUUGAGUCUCGAUCAGCUAUCAUAUAAAUCACAUCCUGAGUAUACAUUAUCUGACCACAAACCAGUAUCUGCGGAAUUUCUCUAUAAAAUUGAAACCGAAACUCAUACCGAUGAAGACCUCCACAUACUAACACAUAGUGAUGGAAAUACCGAAACUCCAUUAGCCAGUGUAAUUAUAUUGACUACUGCAUUUUUAUACGCAUUUAUUUAAGUUUCUGUCUUCCAUAGUUUUUUUAGUGUACAAAAAAACGAAAAUUUAUUAACUCAAGAACAAAUCUG